AUGCCCUUAAAUAUCCAAAGAUCUAUUCACAUGUAUUUGAACCAGUUUCUUCAAUUAACGCUGUUAAUUUGCUAUCUGCAGUUUUUGCAUUUUGUAUCGACGAAAUUUCUGUUACAAAUACCUUUUGUGAUCUUGAAGACAAGCCAAGAAAAAUAUGAUGUUAGUGUGUUCUAUCCGGUGCUUAAAGGCUUUGAUCGAUAUGCCUACACACGAUCUAUAUUAGGAAAUAAUUUUGUGGAUGGCAUGAUUGAAAAAUCGCAGAAAAAUGAGAGUGAAUUGUUGGAUAAAGAACUUGGACUUACGCAAGGUAAGGCCCAAAGUAUAUUGGCGCCAUCUACACAAAAAGAGGUUUUGGGGAAGUAUGUUGACGAUGAUAUUUCAACUUUGUUUUCAAGGCAUGCUGCAGAGCAGUUCUUGAAUUACUUGGUUGAGGUGGAUGAUUUCUACAAAGUUCCAGAUUUCUUGGAUGAGCUUGUGGAAAUGUUUGAGAAUUUGAGUCAUGACAGCAGAACCAACCCUUCGUUAGAGCAAAGUGAAAAGCAUUAUUGGGAGUGGAAUCUUUUAACGAGAGAAAAUCUAUACGCAGAAUACACAAAAAAGACUAAGAUGGAGUUCAAUGAAAAGAGUUUGAAGGCUACUCUAAAGGCUGCUGACCACCGAAAUCAAGUAUUUCCAUUGGUUUUCGAGAACUGUAUUGUUUUUUUGGUGAAUAUCUCGACAGAAAAAAAUAAGUUUGAUACACAUGUAAAGGUUGUUGUCAUUUCAAAUAGGGCCUCGACAAAUGAACGUGCUGUUUUAAAAAAUUAUGCGUUGAAACGUCUUGUUGAAAUGUACGUUUGGCAGUAUAAGAGGCUUGUGAAGAAUAUUGAUGUUUCUCUUCUUAUUUUGAAGGAUCAUUCACCGUACAAUGUGCUAAUAUGUACGCUUUACUGUCUCCACCACUUUGUUUUUAAUGGGGAUUUUUCACUUGACAUAAAACCAGACGUUGCUACUUUGGAUAACUAUGGUAUAAGGUUGCAACAGCUUAUGCAUGAUAUUGUUGGUAAUAAUGUCUCAAAGCGUAACGCUGACUACAAGGGAAUGAUCAAAUACCUUCAUUAA
Brettanomyces bruxellensis is the source of this 1101-nucleotide messenger RNA. RefSeq lists its product as uncharacterized. Bases 1 to 1101 code for a protein of 366 amino acids. The transcript has a single exon. The record is from RefSeq and is a predicted model, not a curated record. NCBI's taxonomy places the organism in Eukaryota, Fungi, Ascomycota, Pichiomycetes, Pichiales, Pichiaceae.